CGUCUAUGCCGGCAGCAGUGAUGAAUCGCAGGAGGCGCUGGCUGCUCGGUGGCUGCGAGGAGCGGCAGCUACUGGUGGCCUCUUUGUAGAUGUACUGCUGUCACUAAACAUUGGCCCAUUUGAAAGUGCUAGGGAAGCUCAGCCAUCAGUAUGUCCAAGUACAAACUGAUUAUGUUAAGACAUGGAGAGGGUGCUUGGAAUAAAGAGAAUCGUUUUUGUAGCUGGGUGGACCAGAAACUUAACAGUGAAGGACUGCAGGAAGCUCGGAACUGUGGGAAGCAACUCAAAGCUUUAAACUUUGAGUGUGAUCUUGUAUUCACAUCCAUCCUUAAUCGGUCCAUCCACACAGCCUGGCUAAUCCUAGAAGAGCUGGGGCAGGAGUGGGUUCCCGUGGAAAGUUCCUGGCGUCUCAAUGAGCGUCACUAUGGAGGCUUGAUCGGUCUCAACAGGGAGCAAAUGGCUUUGAAUCACGGUGAAGAACAAGUGAGGCUCUGGAGAAGAAGUUAUAAUGUGACCCCGCCACCCAUUGAGGAGUCGCAUCCUUACUACCAUGAAAUCUACAAUAACCGGAGGUAUAAAGUAUGCGAUGUACCUGUGGAUCAGCUGCCACGAUCUGAAAGCUUAAAGGAUGUUUUGGAGAGACUCCUUCCCUUUUGGAAUGAAAGGAUUGCUCCUGAAGUAUUAAAAGGCAAAAACAUUCUGAUAUCUGCUCAUGGGAAUAGCUGUAGGGCACUCCUGAAACAUCUGGAAGGUAUCUCAGAUGAAGACAUUAUCAACAUUACUCUUCCUACUGGAGUCCCCAUUCUUCUAGAGCUGGAUGACAACCUACAUAGUGUUGGGCCUCACCAGUUCCUGGGUGACCAAGAGGCUAUCCAAGCGGCCAUUAAGAAAGUAGAGGAUCAAGGAAAAGUGAAACGAGCUGAAAAAUAAAGUCUUUCCCAAGUGUUGGCUUGGAAUAGCUGCAAAAGGAGUGGCAUGCAGUGUGUGCCACUGGUCUCUCUCUUUUUUUUUUUUUCCUGUUUUUUCCAGAGCUAGGCUGUGGGGUAGAGUUUGUAUAGGUAACUAGAUAACUUAUGUUGGCCCAGAUAAAGGCUUUAGGAUGCCUGAGUGCUUCUGUCAUAAGCCUUAUGAGUUAGCUCUCCUGCUAGCCCUGUUUGAAUUAGUCACUAACUAGUAACUAGUGGGGCUUAAUAAAUAUCAUCAGUUUCUGAGAUGGGAGAGUAACAAGUGGAGGUAAAUUUUAAGGUAUUUGUCAUUCAAUAAAUUAUUAUCAAGUAAUCAUUGACAAGUACUACUUACUCUAAUAAGUGGUUCCCCUUUGUAUUUACUAAGACUUUCUGGGAUGAUAGUAAAGGAUAUUAGAUAAUACACUAUACUUAAGUAUUUAUUACUAGUCUUUUCCUCUAGGAAAAGUGAUACCUCGAUAGUUAAGACCAGAGGCCCAUUAAAUGGGAAAGUCGCAGAUGGGUUCCUCCAAGACAGCCAACAACAGACAACAGGCCCUUUGCCUUGUCUAUAGUCCAGAGACAUCCUUUGUUUGACAUUGGGUGGAGUUCCUCUUUGGCUGCUAGAAUUAGCAGCAUCUAGACAAUUAUAGCUGUUGUGUUCUUUUUUGUUUCAUUUUUGUUUUUUGAACUUUAAUCUUUGGGUACUUAAAAUUGGUCUAAAAAUAAAGUUCUGUGACUGAAAAUGAUAUAACCAAAGUAUGUCAAUAUGACUGAUAAAUACUAGGUAAAGGCCUCUGAACUAGUCUUUGGCUCAUAUCUUCCUGUAACACUCAAAGAGUUGCAGUUAUUUCAACUCAUGGACACUCUUAAUUCUCUAUAAAUUGAAGGUCAGGGUCAUGGGAAGGUAGAAUAUGGUGGGUGUAAUUUUAUUCACAUAGGCAGGGGAAAUGGUAUAUUGCAGCUUGUCACUUACAUUUGUUGUUCAUCAGCUGAGGGCAGAAGAUUAUAGUAUGUAGCAUAAAGUAGCCAGGGUAGGCCAUGGACAGAAUUGACUGCUUAUCAAUCUUAAUAGUACUGUUUUACACAGCAUAUUUUUAGAUGCUGUAGGUAUGUAAGUCAUCAUUUCUUUAAGCUAUUUAUUGCCUUGUUUCAAAGCAAGUAACAUAUUUCAGCAAUAAGGUCAUUUAAAAAAUUUGCAACUAUAAUAGCUGUUAUAAAUAUUUACCAUUUUUUCAUAAUUUUUCCAUUGGUGGAUUAGUUUAUUUGUAUCCAUUUUAUAGUAAAACUGACAUUAGAAGGAAACAUUCUAAAACCCUUGCUACAGUUUGGUCUCCAUUUAAUCCUUAAUUCAGGACUCAGAGCUUUGGCUGAUGAAGAUGGCAGAAAAGAAGAGAUGAACCUGGUUUGCUCACAGCUGGGCACAUCUAUAGUGCGUAAAGACACGGCAUGUGGAUGCUUUAUGUUUCUGACCAAUUACUAGUUUCUCUACUGUAGCCCUUCUUUUUAGUCCCGUUGCUUAACCAAAUAAUACUCUUUAGAAUUCAGAGAUCAGGGUCAAGAAUGCAACUAUCAGAUCUUCCUAGAAUUCCAAACUUAUGGCUAGGCUGCACGUCAGACCAUUUUUGAACAGCUUCCUCUCUGGAGUUGGCCUCAGAGUUUUCCAGCCUGAGUGUCACAUGUCUUAAUGAAGCUCAAGAUCCUAGAGUUGAAUUCCUCCCUUGUCACGCAUCUAGAUGUCAACUUCCAGGGAACGCCUUGGCAGCACGAUGUGCUUCUGCCCAGAAAGCUAUGCUUACACCCAGCCACUUUGCAAUCUUGCAGACUUCCUAAAAUAGGGAUAAUUUUUGCUGAUACUUUCUGAUGCAAUUUAGUUUUACUGUUUUUGAGAUCUUGGCUGAAAUAAAUGAAGAGACAUUUAUGAAAACUUCAUAUAAAAUUAUUUUUAACAACUCUAACACUUCAACCUAGAUCACCUGGUGAACCAGUUUUCUUUGCAUGGCUUACAACGUAUGCAGAAUUUUUGAUGAAGAAAAGGCUGCCUAAUCUGCAUCCUAAUCUUGGCAUCCUUCUGUUCUAUGUCAAAAAAAUGGGGAUUUUUUUUUUUUUUUUAAAAAAAGGUAGAAUUGUCCUUGGAAAUUUGGUCCUUGGAGAAGGCAGCCCAUCCUGCUGCCGGCUAGACAUGUCUCCUCUGCCCAGGCUAAAAUGAUUGUCCCAGUGUGGGUCCAGUGUGGUAAGAUGAGGGCAGUAGCAAGAUGCUACUCCUAGAGUUUUAAUUUUUAAAUGUCUCAGACGAGUACUGUAUCCCUGUACAUUGAGAGUUUGUUUUUCUAAAAGAGAAGUUCUGCUUCAGAAGAUGGAGGUCUUUGCAUCAUCUAGUACUAAUUUCAGCGCUGAAUUAAAAAAGCAUCCUUGGUUAGAAUGCAUUAUGUCAUGUACUUUUUCUUGAUAAGAUGUGCAAGGAAGAUUUCUUAACGUGAUCUGGCUAUUUCCAAGCUCAACCAAAUUCUUUUGCCCAAAAUUUGCAGAUUAUUUCUCAUCUUGGAUCAUGACCACUUUUAUUAAAAUGCAGUUCCUACAUGUGCACAUUAAUGACCAUGGUUAUUUGUCUUCCAGCCUGGGAAGCCUCCCCAUGCUCUAUAGCUUAGUAGGGGAAAAUGCAUUUUUUGGUUAGUGUGUGAGCCUGUUAAAACCCAUCCCUGUUGGGCAGCAAUUGGCCAGCUUGGUUGCCAAAAGCAGAAAUUUUCCUGGUCAUGUUGCCACUCCCAGGAAAGAGAAAGUCAGAGGUCAAGUACUUCCCCCACCCGCUGUUUCUGCUGUGUAGUUAUUGUUCUUUAUUUCCCUAGCCCCUUAGUGUUUAUGACAAAAUAGAGUAGGGGAAACAGCUUAACCAGACAGAAGAUUCACGAUCCCCAGUGUCAUUUUUAAUUCAUUUUUAUGCUUUUACAAGUGUGAAGUCUCUUCAAAGUGCAGCUUCCCUCUUACCUGGAAAGCCUUUCAUAAGUCCUUCUUCCGUCAGAAACACACCAAAAUUGCCUCAACAUCAUAGAUCCUGAUCGUGUUUCCUGUUUCUAUCUUUUGCAUAAUUGGGUUUUGCAAGUUUCUAGCUCUCCUAUAUAACACCAUUCGUUGUGUUAAAUCAUACCUUGCCUCACAGCAGAUCUGGCUGUGGCAGAUGCCAUGUUAUGCUAUAGCCUGAGGGUUUUCACAUUGGACUAUGAGGAGAAUUGAAACCACCGAUCCCAAGGGCAAUAUGAAAUGUCCAAAAUAUAUGAAUAUUUUAUCAUCCAAUCUCCCUCUUAUGGCAAAGUUAUUUGGCAAAAUUAUCAGAAUUUAAGUCACUCUUUUUCCACAAUUAGUAAAGUUUAUUUAUUGGAGGAUGAUCUAGCUAUCUAGUCUAGCCUUUAAGACUCUGGGACCUUAAAUUGCCAAAAAAAUGUAAGUUCCGUAGACGAUUUUUAAGGAUAGGCUAGAGUGUCCCCAUCACUUUCUAGGUACACAUAAUAGAGCCAUAUUGUACUUACUUGCCUUUUAUUUAGGUUGGGGCUGGCGGUUUAAGCUUACACUUACUCUAAUUUGACAGGAGUGCCUUUUAAGAACUCUUGUUGUUGUAAAAAACUUGAAGCAUCCACAGAAGCAGAGAGUAUAAGUAGCACAAAGAACAGUGAUAUUCCCAUCACCCAACUACCACCUCAUUACCUUAUGACCCCUGUUACGGAUAUGUCCUCACACUCUUCCCCCCCUGCCCCAGAUUAUUUUGAAACAAAUGACAAACAUCAAGCAGGAUAGAUUUUGAAAAGGAAAACAGCUUAAAUAGUCUUUGAUCAGUUAAAAUGGAAGCCAUCAGGAAUCAGUCCUGAACUUGGUCCUUGCUGGUACUCCAGAGAAACCAAAUGGCAGCCAUUGCCAAGCUGUCCAAUUCAAGUCUUGACUGUAUGUAGUCUGUAUUAUCUCUGGCUGUUGUCUAGAGACCUGUUAGUCUGUUAUGUGUGACUUCUGCAGGAUAAUGGCUAAUAACCCUGUGUUAUUGGUUUUGAACCAGUGAUAUUUAUAUGAACGUGAGUAUGCGUGUGUGUGUGUUUUCCUC
Molecule: messenger RNA, 5031 nt
Organism: Diceros bicornis minor
Lineage: Eukaryota; Metazoa; Chordata; Mammalia; Perissodactyla; Rhinocerotidae
Gene: BPGM
Product: bisphosphoglycerate mutase
Exons: 3
Coding region: 151-930 (259 amino acids)
Biological process (GO): glycolytic process
Molecular function (GO): intramolecular phosphotransferase activity
Source: RefSeq, a predicted model, not a curated record